AUGGUAACCGAUGACAACGCGUCGGCCGAUGGCCCCAAUGAGUCAUCAAAAGUAUCGUCAAACGAUGCGACCGAUUCAAAACCUCACGCUAGCCGAGCGACCACGGCAGUGACUGCUGUCGACAUACAAACGCUGUCCUUCCCCGAUGGAUCACGAGGCACAUUCCAAACACCAGGGGCGAGGUCGGUAUCGACGCCAGUACCCAGCGGCUAUGCUUCUCCUGGAUACAAGGCGAGCCAUUCGGGAGCGGAGGGAGAUGAUGGAGCAAGCGUCAUGAGUUUUGUGCCGACAAUGCGACCGACCGGUGACAUUGCGAGUCUGUUUGUCGGCGACCUUGGCAAGCGCAGUGUGGCGUGGAACAUGCUGCGCUCGCAGGCACCCACUGUCCAGCCAUUUGAAUCAAGCCGCUACCGACAAGAUGAUAUGCUGGCAAAUUUUGAAGAAGAGUUUGAGCCGGUACCGACCGAGGCCACAGACGAAAUGGACGAUGCGUCGCGAGUCACCAUGUGGAAAGCAAAGCUCAAGCACUACAUGAUUCUCUCGUCAGCCGGGAAACCCAUUUGGAGUCGCCAUGGAGACUUGAUGCUCAUCAACUCCUCGAUAGGAGUGAUGCAAACUAUCAUAUCCUUCUAUGAAGGCGCCAAAAGUCCUCUGCUAGGAUUCACGGCAGGCGACGCAAGAUUUGUGGUGCUGACCCGAGGCCCCCUCUACUUUGUGGCCGUCAGCAAGCUGGGCGAAAGCGACUCGCAGCUGCGCGCGCAGCUCGACGCGCUUUACAUGCAAAUUCUUUCUACGCUCACCCUACCGACUUUGAAAAAGAUCUUUGUCCACAGGCCGUCGUCGGACCUGAGAAAGCCACUCGAAGGCACCGAGUCGCUACUCUCUUCACUCGCUGAUACGUUUACAAGAGGCUCGCCAACAAUGCUGCUGGGAUCACUGGAAUGCCUCAAGCUCCGCAAGUCGCAGCGACACUCGAUUAACAACACGUUUCUGAAGCUCCGCUCGGACAAGCUUUUAUACGGACUCAUCAUUGCAGGUGGAAAACUUGUCAGCGUCAUUCGUCCGCGACGACAUUCACUGCAUCCAAGCGACUUGCAGCUCAUAUUCAACAUGCUAUUCGAGUCUGAUGGCAUUAAAGGUGGAGGAGGUGAAAAUUGGAUACCGCUGUGUCUUCCUGCCUUCAACAACGAAGGUUAUCUAUACAUGUAUGUCAGCUUUUUUGAUGACGACCGGAACGCACCAAAAGACGCCGCAGAUGGCCAAGAACAAUCAAGCUCUGCUAGUCAACAAAUCGCCAUGGUCCUGAUUAGCACCGACAAGGAGAGCUUCUUUGGCCUCCAAAAGAUGCGUGAUGACGUGUCCCAGCAACUGGCCAAAAACGGCAGCCUGGCCUUUAUUCGGAACGCCGUACGGGCUGGGCGGCCGCAGAUUGCUCAGAUUGUGCCAGCAAACCCGAUGAGCCACUUUCUUUACAAGUCCAAGGCCAACGUCCAAUUCUGCAUGGCUGCACUGGAGCCGCCGUUUGACGCCAUCUCCGAUCGCCGUCGGCUAAUGAGUCUGUACCACGAGAUGCACGCUGCCGUGCACGCCAAACAUACGCACCUCAGAAUCUUGCACAACACGAGCGAGGAUUCCACGUCGCUCGCGUGGGUCACGCCGGUGUUUGAGCUAUACUGCGUGGGAGGGCCCAACAUGUCGCGGGCGACCAUGGGACAGGGCGCCAACCAGAUAAUCCAGUGGGCCAAGAAGGAAGAACAGCGGCUUUUUAUCAUUGGGGGCGGUGUCUUUUGA
Messenger RNA from Beauveria bassiana ARSEF 2860, 1791 nucleotides. Its product is annotated as trafficking protein Mon1. NCBI's taxonomy places the organism in Eukaryota, Fungi, Ascomycota, Sordariomycetes, Hypocreales, Cordycipitaceae. The record is from RefSeq and is a predicted model, not a curated record. Gene Ontology annotation, biological process: vesicle-mediated transport; protein targeting to vacuole. Gene Ontology annotation, cellular component: fungal-type vacuole membrane; Mon1-Ccz1 complex. The coding region runs from base 1 to 1791 and encodes 596 amino acids. The transcript has a single exon.